This is a messenger RNA of Camellia sinensis, 405 nucleotides long. NCBI's taxonomy places the organism in Eukaryota, Viridiplantae, Streptophyta, Magnoliopsida, Ericales, Theaceae. The record is from RefSeq and is a predicted model, not a curated record.
AUGUCGUCUCCAUCUCUGGUGGCUUCAGAGAGAGGGUUUGAGACCCCAGACAUGCCUUGUGGGUGCUGUGAACACAGCAGGGACUCUUCGGACUUGGUUGCAUUGAAGAUCAGUCUAUUGGGUGAUUCCCAAAUUGGGAAAACUAGUUUUCUGACAAUGUAUGUUGGGGGAGAGAGGCAAGAAGAAGGAUUUGAGAUAUCAAAUUCAAGACUAAAUCAGAUGGAUAAAACACUCUACAUUGGAGGGACGGCAAUUCCAGUACUCAUAGGGACUAAAUUCAACGAUUUUGUACAAUUACCGAUAGAUGUUCAGUGGACAAUUGCAAGUCAGCUGGUGAGACUCAUGGAUCAAUUAACUGAGAAAUUUGCUGUAAUUGAUUUUCACCUGAUAGAAGAAAAAACAUAA